AUGGAAUCGGUCGGACUCUACUACAAAUUUACUAGAUGGCAGCACAAAAAAGCGAACUGGCAUCAUCAAAUUAAGAAUUUUAUGUAGGUAGCUCUGGUAUUAACAGCUGUUUUUUGUUUACAAGUUCACAACCUAAAUGAGUGCAACGUCAAAUGAAGUUCGGAAACGCAAAAGAGAAAACGAAGUGAAAAAAUGGACAGAGGAUGAAAUGAAGAAGGUAUUGAGCUAUAUGCAGGGGCACAGAAAUAUCGAGAAACCAACCGCCCAACUGUAUGACAAAAAAUUGUUGGAAGAAACCAAAAUCGAUGCGACUUGGAAUAUGCUAAAAUGCAAAGCUCGCCACCUAAAAGGCACCUUGCAAAACGUCGAUGGAUGGAGCGACUCUACCGCCGCUGGACUGGGGGAUGACGAAAAUUUAACUACCAUUAGAAAAAAAGUGCUUAAAAAAUGUCCACAUUUGGACCAACUUUUCGACAUUUUUUCGAAAUCGAAGGAAAUUGAAGUUGUUGUAAUGGACACGUCUACCGAUGUUUUCGAUUGCAGUAUACUCGAUGCGACUGAUUUAGAGGACGAGAGCUUUCCGGCAAGUGAUGAACCGAGCACCUCAUCUGCAGCUACCACGUUUGCAUCUAGAGUUAAGCGUAGAAAAAUUUUCGAGAAAAGCAGGUACAAUUGGAAAUCCAAAAAUUUGAAUGGACGAAAGUGGUUGAGAAGCAAAAAUUAGAAAUGGAGAGGCGAAAGCUUGAAAAUGAUUUCGAGAUUAAAAAACUAGAAUUAGAGCAAAAUGAAAGAUUAAAAUGGUAUGAAAUUGA
Messenger RNA from Rhagoletis zephyria (snowberry fruit fly), 812 nucleotides. RefSeq lists its product as uncharacterized. The record is from RefSeq and is a predicted model, not a curated record. NCBI's taxonomy places the organism in Eukaryota, Metazoa, Arthropoda, Insecta, Diptera, Tephritidae.